AUGCCGGCGCGUGCAUCUACGCGAUCGACGCGGACCAGCGGGGUCUCGCACAAGUCAUCGUCGGCAACCCUCAACCCGAGAGCGUCGCAUGCAUCAAGGAUAUCUACUACCAGCAUCGACCUCCCCGAAGAAACACCAGACAAUGCGCUCCGUCACCAAAUUGCAGCAGUAUUCCGCGAUGCUCAGCGCACGACUGCAGCGCAUCGAAAGCUUGCAGUAACGCUCCGCAAGAUCCAGGAGGCAUGUUGCUAUGAGCCGACAAGCAGCAAAACCUCGGCCGCAUCCGAAUUUGGCGAGGAUGACUUCAACGCUGAGGUCGCGAGAUGUGUGCUGCGAAUCAUGCCGGUCAAGAAGACGGAGAGUGCGGGUGAGAAAGUGGUCAAGUUUCUCGCCUUUUUCUUGCCGCACGCCAUCGCCAAGGACAACGAACUGCUGGGCGAGGUGGAUGAAGAUGCAAGCACAAUGCCUGAGACACCAACGACAAGGCUCAUGGGUCAUCUGAUGGACACUAUCCUGCCUCUUCUAUCGGCCAAGGACAAGUACGUCCGGUACAGGUCCACCCAGCUCGUCUCCCAGAUCAUCAACUCCUUGGAUGCCAUAGACGACGACCUCUUCCAAAAGCUGCGAUACGGGCUGCUCAAGAGGAUCCGAGACAAGGAAGCCAUGGUUCGCACCCAGGCCGUCCUUGGACUAGGUCGCCUUGCAGGCAACCAGAUGGAAGCGGAACCAAACUCCGAUGAUAGCGACGAUGAUGCUAGCACUGAGCUGCUGCCUAAGCUGCUCGAGGUCCUCCAAAACGACCCUAGCGCCGAUGUACGACGCUCGCUGCUGGUGAACCUGCCAAUCUUACCCAACACACUGCCUUUCCUGCUCGAAAGGGCGCGGGAUUCAGAUGCGCUCACGCGACGCGCCGUAUACUCACGACUGCUUCCUGCCUUGGGAGACUUCCGGCAUUUGUCACUUUCGAUGCGCGAGAAGCUUCUUCGGUGGGGCCUUCGGGACAGGGACGAAAACGUGCGCAAGGCAGCCGGCCGGCUGUUCCGUGAGCGUUGGAUCGAGGACUGCGUUGGUCCCCCUGAGGAAACAGAAGAGGGCCAGCCGGCUCAGCCAGCCGCCCCGAACUUUGAUGGGCUGCUAGAGCUGCUUGAACGUAUCGACGUCGUUAACUCUGGUGUCGAAAACGGCGUUGCCCUCGAGGCUAUGAAGGGUUUCUGGGAGGGACGACCGGAUUACCGGGAUGCGGCGUGCUUUGACGACAACUUUUGGGAGACGCUUUCGGCCGAGUCUGUCUUUAUGGCCCGCAGCUUCAACCAGUUUUGCCGGACAGAGGGCAAUGGCAGGUACGAGUCUCUGGUGGAGGAGAAGCUACCCGAGGUUACGAAGCUCGCUUUCUACCUGGAGCGAUAUAUCAAGGUCCUGAUCGAUGCCAUCAAGAGAGUGGAGGAGCAAGAGGUUGGGGAGGACGAGGACGAAGAAGACACGGUCGAGCAGGAGUUCAUCGUCGAGCAAUUGCUACAAAUUGCACUGACGCUUGACUACUCGGACGAGGUCGGUCGUAGGAAGAUGUUUGCCCUCCUCCGCCAGACCCUUUCCAUCCCGGAGCUGCCGGACGAGGUCACCAAGCUCACAGUAGACGUGCUGCGCGAUAUCUGCGCCCCAGACGCUGCUGGGGAGCGUGAGUUCUGCAGUGUGGUCCUCGAGGCUGUGGCCGACGUGCACGACACCAUUGUCGACGAUAUGGGUGGUGAUGAAGAUGAGAGCUUCCAUUCGGCGCGUUCCGAGGUCAGCAGUGACGGCACGCCCACCAAGGGUGGCAAGCCUGGCAAGGACGCCGACUUGUCCGAGGAGGAAAAGCAAGAAAAGCUGAUCAAGGAGCUCAUGAUAAACCUGAAAUGUCUGCACAUUGUGCAGUGCAUGCUUGCCAAUGUUUCGGGAAGCUUGCAGUCCAACGACUCACUGGUCUCAAUGCUCAACAACCUCGUCGUACCAGCAGUACGCAGCCAUGAAGUUCCCGUUCGGGAACGAGGACUGGUUUGCCUGGGUCUGUGUUCUCUGCUUGAUCGGUCGCUCGCCGAAGAGAACCUUACUUUGUUUAUGACGUUUUUUAGCAAGGGGCACGCAGAGCUUCAAAUCACCUCCCUUCACAUCCUUACCGAUAUCCUGAACGUGCAUGGUGCUCAGCUCCUCUCGGCCAACCCAGCUCUCCAGAAGGUAUACGUCAAGGCAUUGCGAGGCGCCGGCAAAUCGCCCGAGGUACAAGCAGCCGCAACGAUUGCCGUUUCCAAGCUGCUGCUGGGCAGGGUGGUUACCGAUCCCGAGGCAUCAGCAGAGCUGCUAAAGACGCUGGUGGUUGCCUAUUUCGAACCUUCGAGCUCCGGUAACCAGAGCGUUAGGCAAGCGCUCAACUACUUCCUCCCGGUCUUCUGCUACUCGCGGGCCGAGAACCAGGAUUUGAUGCGGACGGUCGCGCUCGACGCCCUCCACACGCUCUUCAACGUGCGGGAGGGCUACGAUGACGACGAGGCGGACAUUGGCGACGAGAUGGUGAGCAUGAGCACCAUUGGCGCCUGUCUGGUGGACUGGACCGAUCCGCGCAAAUGCUAUUCGGCAGGUAUUCUGGGCGACGCAGAGAAGAAGGCUGUCAGUGGCGAUAUUCACCUUGACUUUGCCUGCGAUAUCCUUGCCAAGCUCGGGAGCAGCAUCAGCAAGGAAGAAAAGAAGAUCGUAGCCGCCCUGCUCGGAAAGCUCUACGUGUCUCCGACAUCCACCGAUGAGAAGAUCAGGGAAACGUAUGCACAAAUGUCCGAAGCCGUCGAGAGCCAGCUCGUCUCGGACACAACGGGCCGCAACGCCCUGUACAAGAUUCACGUUGCUCUGGGCAAGAUCGUCAACAACCUCGAUCAGCAACAGCAGCAGAUGGAGGGUUAUGGCAGACGAAGCAUGAGCAGGAGCACAUCUGUCGGUCUCGAGGAUAGAACCAUUGUUCCCGAGGACAAGACUAUCACGAUGGAGACGGACAUCAAGGAGGAGGACGAGGGCAGUGACGAGGGGACCGUCGUCCACAGGGCCGAGACAGAGUCUUUCACCGAGGGAGAAACCGAGUUGUAA
Messenger RNA from Pyricularia pennisetigena, 3108 nucleotides. RefSeq lists its product as uncharacterized. Bases 1 to 3108 code for a protein of 1035 amino acids. The transcript is spliced from 2 exons. The record is from RefSeq and is a predicted model, not a curated record. Gene Ontology annotation, cellular component: condensin complex; condensed chromosome. Gene Ontology annotation, biological process: mitotic chromosome condensation. Lineage: Eukaryota; Fungi; Ascomycota; Sordariomycetes; Magnaporthales; Pyriculariaceae.